AUGUUAGUUCAGGUUUUGAUAGCACUUUUCCUCUGCAUCAACUUUUUGCUGAUCAUAACCUUUUUUAUGAAGGAAUUUUUCUACAUGACCAUGCGCUACAUCUUAUUUGCUGUAACCCUCCUGUCUGAUUGUCUAAUCUUGAUUAUGACAAAUAUCUUGCUAAUUUAUGACUAUUUUCAUUUAACCAUGCAAAUAUGGCACUGUCUCAUAUUCUACAUUUUGUUAGCUGUGUACACUGUGGUCACACCAGUUACUCUGACAGCAAUGACCCUGGAGCGUUAUGUGGCCAUAUGCAUGCCCCUGCGCCACAGAGAGCUGUGCUCCACACGCAGCACUAUGCACUGUAUCCUCAUCAUUCACGGUCUCAGCUCUGUACCUGUUUUUAUUGUACUCUUAAUCUUCUUUGCAUCAUCUCCUCUCCGCUUUUACACACAAUACAGAAUAUGUUCAGCUCUGCUUUUCAUCUCGCAGACUUGGCUGAUUUAUCUGAUGUCAGCUAUGAAACAGCUUUACUUCUUGAUUAUGUGUAUUACUAUUGUAUUCUCCUAUAUUAAGAUAAUGAAAGUGGCCAAAGCUGCAUCAGGAGAAAAUAAAAAGUCAACAUGGAAAGGGCUCAGAACAGUAAUUCUUCAUGCUUUCCAGCUGCUGCUCUGUCUCAUCCAGCUGUGGUGCCCAUUCAUAGAUGCUGCUGUACUUCAGAUUGAUUUUAGGUUAUUUAUUAAUGUCAUAUUUAAUUACAUUAUAUUUUACCUUACUCCAAGAUGUCUUAGUCCUCUAAUUUAUGGCCUCAGAGAUGAAAAGUUUUUUCUGGCACUGAAGUACUAUGUUUUCUGUGGCUUUGUGAAGAGCAAUUCUUUUCAUUUGACAAAUUAG
Messenger RNA from Plectropomus leopardus (leopard coralgrouper), 873 nucleotides. NCBI's taxonomy places the organism in Eukaryota, Metazoa, Chordata, Actinopteri, Perciformes, Serranidae. The record is from RefSeq and is a predicted model, not a curated record.